Solanum verrucosum is the source of this 4686-nucleotide messenger RNA. Its product is annotated as sister chromatid cohesion 1 protein 4. The record is from RefSeq and is a predicted model, not a curated record. The transcript has 16 exons. Gene Ontology annotation, biological process: synaptonemal complex assembly; mitotic sister chromatid cohesion; replication-born double-strand break repair via sister chromatid exchange. Lineage: Eukaryota; Viridiplantae; Streptophyta; Magnoliopsida; Solanales; Solanaceae. Bases 530 to 4369 code for a protein of 1279 amino acids. Gene Ontology annotation, molecular function: protein binding; chromatin binding. Gene Ontology annotation, cellular component: synaptonemal complex; cohesin complex.
UGUUCAAAAAAUUUGAUGAAAAAUUUCAACUUUCCCACUUCAGUUCAAAAAUAAUUUGCUUAAUUACAGCAAUUGUUUGCUAAUUUUCACUAUUUAUGGUUUGGAGUUUGUGAAAUUUUGGUUUGAUUUGGUGUUGGAUCUCAGUUUUGGGAGCUGUAACAACUUGCAAUUUCGUUGUUUGUUGAGUUAAAUUCUUGAUUUAUUUCAAGUAAGGGAGGAAAAAGAAGUGAUUUUUAGUUGAAAUUGGUGAAUUUUGUUGGGAAAGUUGUGAUUUUUUUUGUUCGAGCUAGUGAUUUUGAGUUGUGGGUUUUUGAAGAUUGAAGGUGAUUGUUGUGUGUUUAUUGAAGUAUUGUUAUGUUGUUGAUAUAGUAAAGAUGGGGUUUUUGGUUUCUUUGGUUGUAGGUUGUUCAGGUCCUGAUUGAAAUUUGGGGGAAAAGUUAGGGUUUUGGAUUUGGAGUUAGGGUUUUGUAAUUGGGUAUUUUGUGUUUGGGUAGAAGAAGAAUUUGAAGUUCUACUUUGAAGAAGAGAAAUGUUCUACUCACAGUUCAUAUUGGCCAAAAAGGGGCCUUUGGGAACUAUAUGGAUUGCAGCACAUCUGGAGAGGAAACUUCGGAAGAAUCAAGUUGCUGAUACUGAUAUUGGCGUCUCUGUAGACUCCAUCCUUUUUCCUGAUGUACCAAUUGCAUUGCGGUUAUCUAGCCAUCUUCUGCUUGGAGUUGUGAGGAUAUAUUCUCGAAAGGUGGGUUACCUAUUUGAUGAUUGCAGCGAGGCUUUGCUAAAAGUCAAGCAAGCUUUUCGCUCCACUGCUGUGGAUUUACCACCUGAAGAAUCUAAGGCUCCAUAUCACUCAAUCACCUUGCCAGAGACUUUUGAACUUGACGAUUUUGAAUUGCCAGACAAUGACAUUUUUCAGGGUAACUAUGUGGACCAUCAUAUUAGUUCAAGGGAGCAGAUCACACUACAAGAUAACAUGGAGGGUGUGAUUUACUCAACUUCGAAGUUUGGAUUGGAUGAGAGAUUUGGGGAUGGUGACACUUCUGGUUUAGACCUUGAUGAGGAAUUAUUUUUGGACAAGAUUGCUGCUGUUGGAGAUGCUAGUGGGAGUGCUGAUCCUCAAGCAUCUGUUGAACCAAUGACACCAAUCAAACAAGAAGAACACCAUGAAGAGAUGGCUGCAAAUUCCGAGAGCAUGUUUGAUGGAGUUGAUGGAGAUGCUGAUUUCAUGGAUCAUGCUCCAUGUACUCCUGGGUUGGCGGAAGAACCAAAUUUGUCUAACGUUCAGGAAAUAUCAGCAUGUGAAGACCAUCUAGGGCUGGAAGAUCGUCAUGUGACUGAAUAUGCUGUAAAAGCAAAUUCAGUGAAUCUCUCUUGUGAAAAUAACGUGAAUAACAGAAGUGAGCUCUUUGAAAAUCAGGCAUUAACUGAUGUCUCGAAUGCUGAUACUGUUCACUCUGGGGCUGCUGAGGAGAAUGGUUACCAUUUAGGUAACAUGUGUGACAAACAACUGGUGCCAGAUGGUCAGCUGCCUCCAAGUGGAGUUGCAGUGGAUCUUGUGUCAUCAAGUGAUCCCACUGUAGCAUCUGGACCAUCCUCUGCUGCUGUUCAUCUGGUUAAUGCAAAAUCAUCUGUCCUAGAAUGUGCGGAUGCGAUUGUUGCUGCAUCUGAUGGUCAAACAAAUGAGAGGAGCUUGCAGUGUAUGCAUUCUGACAUGGACAAGGUUGAUGUAUCUACCCCUGGGGGCUUCCCCGACGAACCUUCACUUCCAAAUGGAAUUAGUUCCACAAAAGUUAACUAUGAUGUUUCUGCUUUAAGUAGCAUCUGCCAGCCAGUUCCUGAAGAUAUUUCACCGAGUAAUCAGAGAUCACCUAAGGCAGUCUCAAAUUACAUUGCAAUUCCAGGAAACUUGGAUGCUGGUGAAUCUCAAGAUAUAACUUGCUUUGAAACACCGAAGACUGCUGAUUGUCUGGAACAAAGUAUUUUUGAUGAAGACACUGGUGCCCAGGUUCAUGUUCUGAGUCGAUGUAAUGCUUCUGCUCAGCUUGAUGCAUCGAAGUCUAGUUGUGAGCAUGCUGUUAAUAACGAGCCACCAUCUAAUUUUUCUGGUUUCCACCUGCCAGAAACUUCUAAGGAGGGCGAAUUACAUGCUUCAGCAGGUUAUUCAGAACAAAUCUCAAAAGAAAGUCUCGUCAAAGAACCUGUUCCACGUGAAGACAUUCAGAAAGAUACUGACAAAUCAACUGAUCGAGCAGAUAAUGUAGUUCCAGAAGAUCGCCACAUGGAGUUUAUGAGCAGUUCAGCUGCCUCUGCCUUGCCAGCUCCUGAAAAGAUUCUAUCAAUGUCAGGAGGGCUUGUUGAUUUACCUCGGAGUAUUUUCCCAGAGGCUACACCGGAUUACUUGGCGGGGUUCAAUGAGGCUGAUGCUGGUGACAAAUUCAUUUCAGGAAAGAAGCGCAGUUACACUGAGAGCACACUAACAGAGCAGAGUUUCAACUCAGCUGAAUCUUCAAGGAUGGUCCGUUCCAAAAAGUCUGGAGGAUUUAUUCCCGAUGAUGAUGAUUUGCUUUCUUCUAUACUAGUUGGAAGAAGAUCUUCAGCGCUGAAGCUAAAGGCUACUCCUCGACCUUCUGAGAUUACAUCAAGCAAGCGUGCUCGAUCUGCUGCUCGGAUGACUGCCAGUAAAAGGAAGGUUCUUAUGGAUGAUAUCAUGGUCUUGCACGGAGAUAUGAUAAGACAACAGUUGAUACAUGCUGAGGACAUACGUCGCGUAAGGAAGAAAGCUCCUUGCACACAUGCUGAAAUCUCAGCGAUCCAGAAACAGUUGUUGGAAGAUGAAAUUUUCAGAGCAGCAGUAUUAACUGGUUUGUCGGUGGAAUUGUCUUCUUUACAUAAGCAAACAUUUGACUUGAGUACAGUCAAGGUCUCUUCUUCUAGUGAUGUUAGCUGUUCUCAUGCUGAGAUGGCGGUCAAACCCCAGAUAACUGCUGAGUAUGCUGAAAAUUCCAUCUCAAAUUUGGAGGAACAACGUCAACAGCCAAGUGUUGAGUGUGCUGAAAAACCCAUCUCAAAUUUUGAGGAACAACGUCAACAGCUAACUGCUGAGUAUGCUGAAAACCCCAUCACAAAUUUGGAGGAACAACAAGCGACGGUGUUCAAUGAAUCACAUGUUGAAAGAGAAAGUGGAAAGGAAGGAAGCGAUGAACGGUUUGUAGCUAGAGAUGAUAGCAUAUUAGGAGAUGUUGAGGCUACUAUUCCAACUGAGAACAAGGAAGUUGAUGAGCAUGACCAAUGUUUAAAUAGUGACGCCUCUCAAUUGCGGCCAGAUACUGUCACUGAUGUAGCAGCGGCCAAUGGCUUUCAUCUUGAACCUUCAGAUAAUACAGCAGAAAUAGGACCUCAGGUAACUUGCCUUUCUGGUGCUGAUGCAGCAGAUACUGCCUCUGCCGCCAAAGAAUUAUUGGCAUGUCCUAAAAGUGGUGGAUUAGGUGGCGAAGGUGAUAUCAUAGAAGGUCUACCUCUGACAGAUCUAUUUAAUGAGUCUGGAAGGGAAGCUGCUUUUAUUUUACCCGAAGUAUCAUAUGGAUCUCCCAAUCGUGCACCGACUGCUCAAGCUGAUAAGUCUCUGGAAAAUUUGAACGAUGAAAACCUUGUAGUUAGUAGUGACUGGCCAGAAAGCAACUACUUUAUUUCUGAAGCUGAAACUGGAAUUGAAAAUAUGGUAGAAGAUGCAGAUCUAUUGGAGGCUGCCCAAGACAGUGCUACAGUUGAAAUUGCAACUAAUGUAGAAGAUAUAGUAGCAGAUGAUUUCAACCAGAGCUUUGCUGAUAACGUUAUAGGCACUGAACAACCUACCACAGAUGCUUCAUAUGAUGAAACAAAUAUGCAUUUGCUGGAUGAUCCCAUAGGAGCCGGAGACUAUCCAUGUAAACAAGAAGAUUUCUCUUACAAUAUGAUGGGCGCAGAUCUCACGGAUGGCAAUCUGGGGGACCUAAAUGAUCUAGAUUAUUCAGCCGCUGGAAAUGAUACAGGGUUUCUGAACUUCGAUGACGAUGAUGAUGAAGAAGCUGAAGCAGCUGAUGAUUAUGUACCUGCUGCUGAUGUCACCCGUAUCACUGAGAACAUUGGAUGGUCCUCUCGUACUAGGGCUGUUUCCAAGUACCUCCAAACCUUGUUUAUUAAAGAAUCUGAGCGUGGGAGAACGUCUCUCUCCAUGGACAGUUUAUUAGUUGGUAAAACACGAAAGGAGGCAUCAAGGAUGUUUUUUGAAACUUUGGUUCUUAAAACCAGAGAUUACCUUCAUGUAGAGCAAGUGAUACCCUUUGACGAUGUCACAAUAAGUCCUGGAAUGAAGCUUAUGAAAUCGGACUUUUGAAUCUGAUAUGUUUGGUAGGGAAGGAUAUAACAUGAAAAAGUUGGUAAACAGAAAUAUGUAUUUCUAGUAGUUAGUCAAUUGGGUCAGUUUGUGGUCUACUCUUGCUAUAGUUCAUUCUUUACAGUCACGUUUUGAUGGUCAUGUAGUUAGGUUUUUACUUGGCUGGCAGAGUAGAUCAUUUGACACAGGUGUGUGUUGCACUCUGUUGUACAAUGUAGAUCUUAUUUAUAUGUAAAUAUCCUGUAUAAUAUGUGGCCAUGCUUCUGUUCUAAUUUUCACUUCUUUAUUUUCGUAAUAAAGAAAAUUAUAUGCUUUUA